AUGAGCGGGACUACCCUGACGUCCGCCACGGCGUUCUCGCCCUCGCUGGAGGCCAUCAAGCUGGCCGCCAGCAUGUACAACGCUGCCCGCGAGGGCAACAAGAGCGUCCUCGAGGAGGCCAUCCUCGACGGCCUACCGCCCAACCUGACGAACGAAAAGGGGGAUACCUUGCUAAUGUUGGCGGCCUACUACGGGCACGCGGACCUGGUCAAGCUCCUGAUACAGCACGGGGCGGACCCCAACAGACUGAACGACAAGCGUCAGAGUCCUCUUGCAGGCGCCGUCUUCAAGGGCUUAGAUCCUGUGAUUGAGGGCCCCGGACAGGUCCUUCUGGAAGGCGGUGCUGACCCGGAGUACGGCACGCCCUCGGCGAUCCAGUGUCUUUCCAUGUUCAAGCAAGAGGGCAAGUGGGCCGAGAAGUUCGAGUCGGCGCCCGGGCGAGGAAAGGCGAAGGCUGUUCCCCAGGACGAGAGCGAGGAGAGGGCACCCGAGAGGUUCAAGGCGUGA
Molecule: messenger RNA, 507 nt
Organism: Colletotrichum higginsianum IMI 349063
Lineage: Eukaryota; Fungi; Ascomycota; Sordariomycetes; Glomerellales; Glomerellaceae
Product: Ankyrin-like protein
Exons: 3
Coding region: 1-507 (168 amino acids)
Cellular component (GO): nucleus; cytoplasm
Molecular function (GO): protein binding
Source: RefSeq, a predicted model, not a curated record